CCGGACAAGGGCCUAAUUUUGUGACUAUGAACUAUUUGCGACCUGUAAUUGGGCGUGUGAACCUAACGAACUGUGUUCAUAGUUAUGCCAAACCACCCAGGACUCUUAUUACUGGCGGAUUGGGACAGUUGGGAACAGCGUUAGCAACUCGCUUGAGAGAGAAAUAUGGACGGGAUAGUGUAAUAUUGACAGAUGUGAAAAAACCAAGUCAUAAAGUUUAUUCUGAAGGGCCAUAUGCAUACAUAAAUAUACUGAAUUACUAUGAAAUUGAGUCUAUGGUAGUAAAUGAAGGCAUCGACUGGAUUGUCAAUUACUCAGCACUUCUCAGUGCUGCAGCUGAAGCUAACGUAUCUGUUGCUAUGGAUAUUAACAUGAAGGGAUUUGAGAAUGUCCUUAAUGUGGCAAAGGCACAUGAUUUGAGGGUCUUCUGUCCUAGCACAAUUGGAGCUUUUGGGCCAACGUCUCCUAGGAAGAAGACACCAGACUUAACGAUUCAAAGACCGAAGACUGUUUAUGGUGUGACUAAAGUGUACAUGGAGCUGUUGGGAGAGGUAUCAAGUAGUGCAUUUAUUUAUGGCAAUGUUGUUUUAUUGAUCUGUGAGGUUGUAAAGGUGUUUGUCUGUGUGUCUGCCUGUGUGUCUGUCUGUGUGUCUGCCUGUGUGUCUGUCUGUGUAUCGACCUGUAAACACAAUAUCUCUUGAACAGCUUAACAUAUCAAUAUGAAAUUUUCAGAAUAUAAAUAACGUGCAGGAAAUCUCAGAUGAGUUUGAAAUGGGUAGUAAGGUGACAAAUUGAUUAGUAAACAAGUACCAACUCUCCAAAUUUAAAAUGGGCUGGGGAUGGUGCAAAAAGUAGACACAAGCAGAGUUUCCUAGGCAACUCUCAACUCGUGUACGAGCUGUUGGGUUUGCAUUCAGGAAUUUUCAGCUGUGAUUGGAAUGUAACAGCAACAGGGACUUCUGAAAUGAACCCUAAGAUGAAAAGCAGUAUAAUUCCUAAGAAUUAAUAAUUAUCUUAUUUAUCUAAAGCAAUCAUUGAAUUAAAAGCAAGGGUUUUACCUCAAGUCAAUGUGGCAUCAAUAUAAAUGGUUUAUUUGAAAUAUAAUAAAAUCGGUUUGAA
Messenger RNA from Corticium candelabrum, 1119 nucleotides. Its product is annotated as L-threonine 3-dehydrogenase, mitochondrial-like. Gene Ontology annotation, molecular function: L-threonine 3-dehydrogenase activity. Gene Ontology annotation, biological process: L-threonine catabolic process. The record is from RefSeq and is a predicted model, not a curated record. The transcript has 4 exons. Lineage: Eukaryota; Metazoa; Porifera; Homoscleromorpha; Homosclerophorida; Plakinidae. Bases 27 to 701 code for a protein of 224 amino acids.